GUAGACAUUUCUAAACAAAAAAUAAAAUUUGUUUUUUAGUACUAGGAUAUUAGAUAUUUGGAUUAUUUACUGUUAAAUCUCCUAUUUCCAAUCUGUCGAAGAUGUAUAGUCGUAUAUAACAUAUGUGAUUUGAAAUAUCUUUUAGUCCUCUAGUGCUCUUAUGCCUUACUUUCAGUUUCAGUCGUCCUUACGUUUGUUAUAUUUUGACUAGUCUAGGAUUUCGGAAGAACGUCGGUUACUUUAUUAUUAUUGAAAUAUAAAUGACGUGAAAUGUGUAGUUUAGAAAAUGCCUGUGACAUUAUUAAUCUGUCAUCAGACGAGGCUGGCGAUGUUGAAAUUGUCGAUUGGCGCUCACCUAUUAGUCUAAAUAAAGAUGAAAACAGUAACUUCGAAUUUAUAGACGAUGUAUAUUUAAAAGAUUUAAUACAAAUAUGUCUUAAAGCAGAAAACUCUAAAGGUAUGCUAAGAGUUAUAAACAGAUCACUUUUGCCUUUAUACCAAGAAGCAAAGCCAGAUUAUUUAAAUAGCAUAGAAUUUCAAGAAGUACUCCAAAGAAGUAGUGUAAUGAUAGAGCAGAAGCCCACAUUUAAAUUUUCUUACAUAAAAUCAGUAUGUGAAAAUUUAAGGAAGAACAAAAAGAGAAAACGACUCAGUUUCAUUACCCUGGAUUCAAAUGUAAAAAGAAACAAAGUAAAUAACGGCCAUAACAUGGAAAAUGGAAAGAUACAUGUUAUUGAUGAGGAUAGUAUUGGAGAAAGUGGAGAUAAAAAUGACCUUAUACUUCUGGAGGAGACAGUAAAUGAGGAAAAAGAAAAUAAAUCCAAAAGUUUAGCAUUACAGCUUGAGCAUCAGGCAACAAUAUUUGAUUCAGAUCUAACAGCUCUGGACACAGUAGAAAAUGUAAAUGACACAGUAGAAAAUGUAAACGACAUAGUAGACAAUGGUAAUGACCCAAAAGAAAUUCAAAGUGGUGUCUUAAAUUUGUCAUAUAACUCCACCUGUGAUAAAGCUACAACAUCCAACAAACUGUUAAAUAAUAGUCAAGAGAAUUUAUUAAUCACUCAUAGAAUUGAAUUACUACCUACUGAUGAUGAGCAAGUAAAAAUUAAAUCUAUAGAAUUUGAAAUUACAAGGUUAGAAAAAAUUAUCAAGCAGUUGGAAGAGACAGAGGUUAUUCAAGAUAACUAUUGUUCACCAUAUGUUUUAUGUGAGGAAUAUAAGGAAAAGGUUGUGGACCUGUAUAAACAGUUAUGCCAUUUGACUCAGUCGCCUUUAGUGAAAAAGCAUGAAGUCCGACUAAGAGUCUUGGAAGGGCAUGUGGAAGCACCAGUCAAAAUUCUAGAAAGAUUCCUUAACAAUAACUUGCAAAGUAAUGGAUAUCCCUUAUUCCCUGACUUUAAUGAUGUUAAAAUAUGUGUUGUUUUAGCAAAUGACAUUUAUAAAUUAGGAUGGGAUGCAAGAAAAGUUAUGAAAGAGGCGAGAGCACUAUUCACGCAAUGCGGUCGGGCCCUUCAAAAGUUGCGUCAGGGACGGGAGUGGAGGGACUUGCUCGCGAAUGUGAAGAAGGAACAUGAAGAUGAUCCAGCGCUGCAUGAUCCAGACUUAAUGGCCAAGCUGGAUGCAAAUAAGCAGUGGGCCAUAAAGAGCGAAAUGGACAUUAUUGAGAAGUAUGCUCAAAUGGAGACUGAAGCCUUAAAAAAACGAAAAAAACAUACAGAGAUAGUAAAUAAGGAUGAUGCGACAAGUGAUAGCGACGCAGAUUCUGUUGUCCUGUGUGAAGAAGACAUGCUAAGGAAUGAAGAAUUUUUCAGAAAACUUAGGGAAGAAGUGAAAAUUGAACAGACAGAUAACGUAGAUGAUACACAUAAUGAUGAACAAGUUAACGUCAAAGAAUGUGUAGUUAAAAUGGAACCAUUAUCUAAACAACUAGAAGAUUUGGGUGAUAAUUUUACAGUUACCAUUGAAAUCGACAAUCCAUUUCUUGUGGUUGAAGUGUCUUCGGAUAGUGAUGAUGACGUUGAGCUUUAAUAAAAUGUCUUUUGAGAGUUCCUUCUUGUUAAGUGCCUUUAUUGUUUUUAUAAAGCAUAUAUUGUUUUAUUAAAUAUAAAGAUAAAUAUUUAAAAUAUCAGUUUUUGAGUUCCAUACUCCACAUAAUCUGUCAAAAUUCUAUUGCCAUGUGGCAGGUAGAUUUUUGGUGAAAACAUUCUUUGUACAGGGUUAGAAGCAUAAGAUACAACAGAUUCUUAAUUGGAAAUGACUUCAUAAAAAGUAUAUAUAAAUAAUUCAAAU
Molecule: messenger RNA, 2289 nt
Organism: Pieris brassicae (large cabbage white)
Lineage: Eukaryota; Metazoa; Arthropoda; Insecta; Lepidoptera; Pieridae
Product: death domain-associated protein 6-like
Exons: 6
Coding region: 271-2028 (585 amino acids)
Molecular function (GO): histone binding
Source: RefSeq, a predicted model, not a curated record